Iphiclides podalirius (scarce swallowtail) is the source of this 861-nucleotide messenger RNA. The record is from the annotation of a GenBank genome assembly. Lineage: Eukaryota; Metazoa; Arthropoda; Insecta; Lepidoptera; Papilionidae.
AUGGAGCACGCCCAGAUCCAGAACUCUGAGGGCCCUCAGGUGAUGACCAUCAACGGGCAGCAGAUGCAGGUGCUGCAGAUGAGCAACCAGCCCCACAUGAUUCAGGGCCCCAAUGGGCAGCAGAUCGUCGUCCACUCCAUCCCGUCUACCACGCCCGCCAUACAGGUGGCAACCCCUAACGGUCAACAGUUGCAACAGUUGCAAGUGUUGCCAUUAUCCAGUUUACAAGGUGGCAGUGGCAACGUGCAGCCGAUGCAGCUUGUGCAGACUGCGGACGGCCAGACCUUCAUCUACCAGCCCAACGCUAACACCCAGCCCGCAAUCGACCAGCACCAGAUCCUUCACCAGCCCACCGUGAUCAACUUGAAUGGCAACCUGGUGCAACUGGCGGGGAUCAGCGGCGCUACGGUGCCCCAGCAACAGGUCGUCAAUCCAACCAACAUUGUUAUGAUGGUGAACGGUUCCGGGGGCGGGGGCGAGUCUUGCUCGGGUAGCGGGGCGGCGUCUGACGAGGAGCCGCUGUUGUACGUCAACGCGAGGCAGUACAAGCGCAUACUGAAGAGGAGGGCGGCGCGCGCCAGGCUGCACGAGCUGGGCAAGAUACCCAAGGAGCGGCCGAAAUACCUGCACGAGUCCAGGCACAGGCACGCAAUGAAUAGGAUACGGGGGGAGGGUGGUCGAUUCCAUUCCGGUAGCAGAAAAAACAUGGAGAAUUCCGAGCAAACCGUCGACACCCACAAGCUGCUUGAAGACAUCAAGCCAGACACAGUAUCCAUCACGAUAAUACAAGAGGAGGAAACCGGCCAGGAGCACCAGCCGAGCCAGUGGCGCCGCCUCGCCCCGCAGCCGGUCCACCCCGCC